UCUACAGCAAUGGACGAGCCGUCCAGAGUGGAGAGAUGCUUUUGCUACCUGCCAACGUGUCGAGGCUACCAUGGCGGCAGAUGGGCUUUUGGGGUAUGUACGCCUUGCCAGUAGACAGGAAGUCCUUUUACCCCCAAAAAGCGAAGUGUUGGUCUGGGGCCGGGCUAAGGUGGGCCCUGGAGGUGCAGACUACUGUUCCUUGGUAGAAGCGCUUCCAGACGCCAACAGUGUUGGAGUCGCACGGACCAUUGCAGUGGUAAAGAAGGGUAGAGUCCCACUGAGAGUCUGUAACCCCCAUGCUUAUCAACUGAGGCUAGGGCGCUACCAGAAGCUUGGGAGGCUGUACCAUGUGGAUGAAGCAGAUGUUCAUGGACCCCGAGAAUUGCAGCUUUCCCUAAAGGAGGACUCUGUUGUGGAAGUUGCCCUGGUGGACGUUUCUGUUGGCUCAGACAACCAGGAACUCUCAAAGGAGAUGAGUGGCUUUGCUAACCGGCCUGAUUUGUCUGCAGAGCAACAGGGAGAACUGCGAGCCUUGCUGUGUAAGUGGCAGGAAGUGUUUGCCCGACAUGAUGAAGAUUUUGGACGCACAGACCUGGUGCAGCAUAAAAUCCACACAGGUGACGCUGCACCCAUCAGAGAGAGGAUUGAAGAGACUCUGACCAGCCUGACCCAAGCAGAAUGGUUCUCCACUCUCGACCUGGCCAGUGGUUAUUGGCAGCACUUGGACGAGGUGUUUAGAAGGCUGUGGCAGCAUGGACUAAAACUGCACCUCGACAAGUGUAAGCUCUUACAGCCUGAAGUAAAGUUUUUGGGCCAUGUGGUGGAUAAGAGUGGGGUGAAACCAGACCCGGAUAAGAUCCAAGCGGUUUUGGACUGGCACACACCUACAACCAUCAAGCAACCCAUCUUCAGACUGCUCGCCUGGGUGCAGUAG
Molecule: messenger RNA, 934 nt
Organism: Melanotaenia boesemani (Boeseman's rainbowfish)
Lineage: Eukaryota; Metazoa; Chordata; Actinopteri; Atheriniformes; Melanotaeniidae
Exons: 4
Coding region: 71-934 (287 amino acids)
Source: RefSeq, a predicted model, not a curated record